Messenger RNA from Telopea speciosissima, 590 nucleotides. Its product is annotated as probable signal peptidase complex subunit 1. Gene Ontology annotation, biological process: protein targeting to ER. Gene Ontology annotation, cellular component: signal peptidase complex; endoplasmic reticulum membrane. Lineage: Eukaryota; Viridiplantae; Streptophyta; Magnoliopsida; Proteales; Proteaceae. The record is from RefSeq and is a predicted model, not a curated record. The transcript is spliced from 2 exons. Bases 110 to 391 code for a protein of 93 amino acids.
CAAGGUGGAAACUCAGAAACCAGAGAGGCGCUCCGCUUCUGCUAGGGCAUCAACUGCGUCAUACCGAGGUGCUCUUCUCCAUUGACGGUCGUCUCCGGCUACUAUUCAGAUGGAUUGGCAAGGGCAGAAGCUUGCAGAGCUGCUGAUGCAGGUUAUGCUCGUUGUCUUCGCCGUUGGAGCUUUCAUUACUGGCUAUGCCAUGGGUUCCUUCCAGAUGAUGUUGAUCAUUUAUGCUGUUGGUGUUGUUCUGACUACGCUGAUCACUGUCCCCAACUGGCCUUUCUUCAAUCGCCAUCCUCUCAAGUGGUUGGAUCCCAUCGAAGCUGAGCGCCAUCCAAAGCCACAGCCUGUGACUUCAAAGAAGAAGCCCGCCAAACAGCACCAGAAGUAGGUCUUUGUGACAAAAAAAAUUGGCAUUUGCUAGAGAUUUCAUCUUUUACUUUGUUUUAGCAUGGAACCUUGUUUUGUUAGCACUUAUACUCUGACAGUGGAUGCUUACUCUUUUUGUUUUGCCAUCAAAGUAAUAAACCCUUUGAUGUGAUACUUAUACUUAAAGAAGAGUGAAAGCAGGGAAAUUUACUUCACCUUAA